CUUCCCAUCCUUUCACAGCAUCUGCAGAAUAAUCACCGAUGUGACAACAUGUCGGCGAUCCCACUGCCACGAAACAUCGCAAUCAGGAUCAGAGCGCCAUGCAUGAAUUGCAAGAAUUCAAAGCGCAAGUGUGACCGUACCCGAUCUCGCUACUCUCGCUGUAAAUAUCACGACCUCCCCUGCAUCUCGUCUGCUACCGCUUGAUGGCGCGUCGAAGGCAUAGAUUCAGCGAGUCAGCGCAUCCGAGAAAUCCAGGUUGUCAACUCUCAUCCAAGAAGGGCCUCCGCAGCAGUAUCGGGCCGUCUAUAUUGACUGAGGCAUUAGAGUUCAUUGUCGAAGACCAAGCUGUUGAGCAUCCUGCAGCUCCAGCACCGGUCGAGGCGGAUUCCGAUAUUCUCUGGGCCUGGAGACUGGUAGCAGCGACGUCGUACCUGUGGCAAGAAUUCGUUGAUAUCAUCGCACCGAGCAUCACCAUCGACAACCAAACCCCGGACAACGAAUUCACCAAGCACAUCUGCUUCACGGCUACGGGCAAGCCAGGUCUCUUCUCUGCCGUUGUAUUCCUAGCGUAUUCCGUCCGAGUCAACUGGACGUUUCAGAAACCACCGUCAUCGUCCAUAGAUGUCACGGAUUUGACAACCACUGCCCUCACAAUGGAGCAGCAGGCGGUCGCUUACAUAGAUGACACUAUCUUUUCAGAAGAGAACACCCCAUCUUCCAGCCAUGAAGAGCCCGACUCGCAUCCGCAGCGUUGGCUGAGCACGCUCUCCUCGCUGAUAACGCUGAAAUCGACUUAUAUCGCGGCAGGCAACACGCACAGCCUGCGCUGCUGUCUCGAGCAUGCCGUAAGGCUCGCGCGAGAUGGUUUCACCACCGACUCGCCUUCAGCGAACCCAUUCUAUUUCUGGUCCGCUGGCUGGGGUAUACGCAUAAUGUGGCUUUACUGGAUGAGACGGAUUACACCAACACCACCAGACUUCUACACCAUUGCUGCCAGACAAGAGCAUGGCGGUAGCAGCAGUAAUGAUGCGCUUUUAUUUCAUAAUUUUAACACCUUCCUUAGCAUAUCACAUUGUAUGGCCGACCUUCUCUAUCGGCUAGGACAGGUACUGCACCACAGCACUACGAAAGAUAGACCGGGCGGUUUGCACUCGGAAUCCGAGGAUGUGGAAACGAGGAUGCAAGUCCUGAUUCGACGACUAAAGCACUACAAGAAGAAAAGUCACGAGGAGCUUCCCUCUCAUCUGGAUAUCUAUAACGAAGCUCUGGUGCAUAGUGGUCAAGUGCCGGCGCAAGGCCUCCAAUUCGACCAUUGUGCAUUUCCGCUGUAG
This is a messenger RNA of Aspergillus fijiensis CBS 313.89, 1331 nucleotides long. RefSeq lists its product as uncharacterized. The record is from RefSeq and is a predicted model, not a curated record. The transcript is spliced from 3 exons. Bases 204 to 1331 code for a protein of 375 amino acids. NCBI's taxonomy places the organism in Eukaryota, Fungi, Ascomycota, Eurotiomycetes, Eurotiales, Aspergillaceae.